Solenopsis invicta (red fire ant) is the source of this 738-nucleotide messenger RNA. RefSeq lists its product as uncharacterized. The transcript has 3 exons. The coding region runs from base 1 to 738 and encodes 245 amino acids. Gene Ontology annotation, molecular function: nucleic acid binding. NCBI's taxonomy places the organism in Eukaryota, Metazoa, Arthropoda, Insecta, Hymenoptera, Formicidae. Gene Ontology annotation, biological process: DNA integration. The record is from RefSeq and is a predicted model, not a curated record.
AUGAGUUCAUCGAAGAGAAUUAGCUCCGAGAGACGACGCCUCGUCGAGAAAUUGCAUGCAUCUGCUCGAAGACAUUUUCCACGAAGACGUGUUGUAAUCAAAGGAUUCGACGACUUGUGGCAAGCGGAUAUCGUCGAGAUGCGUCCGUAUUCGAAUAUUAACAGAGGUCAUCAUUAUAUACUUACCAUGAUCGAUGCGCUGAGCAAAUUCGCAUGGGCACUAGGGAUGAAGAUUAAGAACGGAAAAGAGACGGCUGACGUCAUCGCCGAGAUAAUUUGGAAGAGCGGAAGAUGUCCACGCAACUUGCAAACGGAUAUGGGCAAAGAGUUUUACAACGCCGAUGUGCAGAAACUCUUGAGAAAACACCAUAUUAAUCAUUAUUCCACAACUUUGAAAGAUAAGAUGUGGAAGAUGUUUACGUUGCAAGGAUCUUACAAGUGGGUCGACGAGCUACCGCGUCUGGUUUCCGAAUACAACGACACGCUGCAUAGAACGAUAGGCAUGCGACCUGUGGAUGUAACGCCGGCGUCGGCUAAAAAGCUGUUGAACACUGUGUAUAGUCACGUUAAGAUCGCUGCUCCUGCAAAAUUCACGGUCGGAGCUAAGUGUGUGACACUCUACAUUAAAAAUCUCGAUCGAGCAGAAGGAGACUUGCGCGCGGUGCAUACUUGCAGCGGCGUGUGCGAACCAUACGUGUUCAAGGCUAAUGAUACAUCGUACGAUUCGUCUUCGAUGUAA